Triticum urartu is the source of this 8028-nucleotide messenger RNA. RefSeq names its product LEAF RUST 10 DISEASE-RESISTANCE LOCUS RECEPTOR-LIKE PROTEIN KINASE-like 1.2. NCBI's taxonomy places the organism in Eukaryota, Viridiplantae, Streptophyta, Magnoliopsida, Poales, Poaceae. Gene Ontology annotation, biological process: protein phosphorylation. The record is from RefSeq and is a predicted model, not a curated record. Gene Ontology annotation, molecular function: protein kinase activity; polysaccharide binding; ATP binding.
CUGUACACCAGUCAGCGCACGCCGACGCGGAUAGCCAUAUCGGCACAUGCGCGUUUGAUUAGUCUGGUGUCUGGUCUUCCUCCCUGCUUCGUUGCAUUUCCGCCGCAUGGUGCCGUAUUGUCGUCGCGCUAGCCAGCCAUGCAUUGCCGUCCCGAUCUUCCGUAGGCCCCUGGAAGAUUUCACCGUUGGCUUUUCUUCUUCACCCCCGGUAGAUAUUCAGGCGGCUGACCGGCUAAUAACACGAUGAGUACAUCGCUGGUGGCGGCGCCAUUGACGGUUGACUGGUGGAUUGCUGUGCGCCGGCACGAGAGAUCGUCCGGUAAACGCGCGCGCGCGGUCGUCUCCUUUCUCCGUUCGUUCCAAGGUUUUACCCAACUUUUACGCAUUUCGUUCCAAGGUUUACUCGAUCUCGGUGGGAGCAGAGGGGCGACAGCACUAGUUAUUAGUGCACUUUGUCCAUUGAAAUUUGAAGACAGAAUCAAGUAUUAGGUCUAGUACGUAGCUGCCAGAAGAUUCGGUAUGUGGUGGGCAUGUAAACGAGUGCGGUCAGUAGGUGCGUGUACACUUAUCUAAAAAAAAAGUAGGUACGUGUAUACUUAUCUAAAAAAAAGUAGGUACGGUAUACUUAUCUAAAAAAAAGUAGGUACGUAGACGCGUGUACCAUUGGACAAGUUUUAUUUUAUGAACGCGUCAUUGGACAAGUGGAACUGGGUAUACAACAAGUGGCUUCUGAACGUAGAGAAAAAAAACUCUGAAUCUUGUUUUUUUUUAGCACUGCGGCCGAAAUUCGCAUGCUGCACUUGUUCAGUCCAGUCAGAGCCCAGUCCUCCAUACACUUUCGGACGUACGGCCUGUUAAGCCCAUAUCUAUAUACUAACAGGACUUUCGGCUGAAUUACAUCUCUUCGGCCCACAAUGAUAGGUAUUGAGCUAUUGGCCAUCAGGUGAGAAUAUUAUCUUGUCUCAAAAAAAAGGUGAGAAUAUUAUCUUUGACAUUAGCUCCAUACUUCUUACCCUAAAAAAAAAAGCUCGAUACUUCUUUUUUGAUCCAUGCACAAGAACUGCAUGUAAUAUAUUAAUAACAAGAGAGGGUUCAGCCGGCCAAACGACCGGCAGGUUCAAGCUUUCAAGGACACUGAAACAAACAAACACACAAAAAAACGACCACAACUAGCUCCCGCCCAUAGCUUAAGAACAGUAGCUACUAAAAAAAUUCAAUCCUUAAUAUAUUUUAUUUUAAUUGAAUAAAAUGUAUUAAAGAUUUAGAUUCUACGCAUUUUCAGAUAGCCGUUUGAAAAACACGUUCUUGGAAAUUCAUAAUCUCUAACUCAACCAAGUAGCACGUUGCAAAUGCUAAUAAUGCCCAAUAAAUGUGUAAACUGGAGGUUUGAAAUGGACUUCUCCCCUAUAAAGAAAGAAAUUUGCAUGGAGUUAAAAGUUAAAAGGGGUAAUUUUGUUUUUCCUACUAAUUAAGUAAUAUUUUAGUAGUCCUACUUCUAAUUAGCUAUCAAUUAAGAUCACGUUGUGUUUGGCCGAUCAUGGUAUUCCUACGUCGGUCGAUAUACAAACCAGCACGGCGGGAUUAAGGGAUAUGUCUAUCUCCACCUAGGAGGAACAAAGAGAGGAGAAUACAUCCCGCUUUAAGCGCAUUUGCCGACGCUUAUCCCGCUAGACCGCUGCCGAGGCGGAGGAAAGCAAGCGUCAUGCUGCUGUGUAGGAGAGCCGCGCCGCCGCCGCCGUGGACUGCGGAGGAGAUGCAGUGCCGAGGUCACGUUGGAGGAGAGGGAGCCAGUCGAUGCUAUGGAAGAGGCAGUUUGGCCUGCCGGAGUGCCGUUGUUGAGGUGCUGGGGUCCCCUCCAGGCAGCCCAGGCAAUGGUCUGGGCCAUCAGAAAAAUUUCAAGCCCAUAGUUUGAAAAAUUAGAUCGGCCUGGGGCGCAGCCCACUCCUCCUAAUCCUCUAGCUGGGCCUCAGGUCUGAGAAGGCUGGCCCAAUACCACCUAGCGACCGAGAAGCUAUCGUUUGCCAACCCUACCCUGCCGGCCAGGCCGCCGCCGCCCGCCGUCGUGCUCGUGCGGUCGUGCUCCCCUUCGAUCCCCUUCUCCUUGGCUGUGGACAUGUUCGUCGAGGCGGCGAACCCCGGGAGGCGGCAGGAUGCCGGGCGAGGCGGCCUUUGCCGGGAGGCAGGACCGCAGGAGGCCAGGAGCAGCCCACCCCGGUCCCUUCGUUCUUCCACCUCAGGGCCCCAGCUCCGCCGUUGCACGGAGGUAUUCCCCCAUCCGGCCAUCCCACAAAACUGCCAUCUCACCUCUUCCAAAUCUCAUUGUUGCUUGCUUAGAUGCCUCUGUUUGAUGAAUGAUGAUGAUAUUUAAUUCUUGUUUGUGCUUCCCCAUUUGCAACAUAAACAUGGAAACCGAUUUAGACAUUUAGUAAAAAAAAAUCUAUAUAACCAACCCAACUAACUCUAUUCGAUGAUUAAAGGUAAGUUACAUUUUCCUUUAUCAUACCACCGCUCCUUUGCAUUACAGUCAAAAAACUAGAAAUAAAUUUAAUGUUUAUGUGUGGGGUGUCUUUGGACUCAUACCGGAGUCUCUUAUAACUAAGUUGAGGCCCAUCAACCAGCUCACCUAAAUUACUUUUGUUGUUUUACCCUCCAAUUUUAUACCUAAGUUCUUAUGAAAAAUUAAGAGGAUUGAGAUGGGAGCACGCAAAUCCUUGCUCCCAUUAUGGUAGCAUGUUUAUCUUCAUUUCAAGACCAGGAGCACGCAACCAAUGCAUAUCAUCGGGCUCCUAAACUUGAUAACUUAGGUACAAAGACCACGAUAACUUUGAUUCGUGGAUCAAAGUUAUUGAAAACAUACCACUGAUAAUUUUUUUGUAAAUAGCAUGAUGAUAUACACUCCCAAACUUGAUAACUUAGGUAUCAACACCGCGAUAAUUUUGACCCGUGGAAAAAAGUUGUUGAAAACAUAAUCCGGUAACAUCUGUGUAAAUAACAUGGUAAUAUAAGUUCUCGAACCUGAUAACUUAAGUACAAACACCACGAUAACUUUAACCCAUGAAAAAAAAGUUAUUGAAAACAUACACUGAUAACUUUUUUUUUGUGUAAAUAGCAUAAUAAUAUAGGCUUCCGGUCCUGAUAAUUUGGGUACAGACACCACGAUAACUUUGACCCAUGAAAAAGAAUCUUGAACAUACCACUGAUAACUUCUCGUGUAAAUAACAUGUUAAUAUAUACUUCCGGACAUGAUAACUUAAGUACAAACAUCACGAUACUUUGACUCAUGUAAAAAAUUUGUUGAAAAAACAUACCAUUGAUAACUUCUCGUGUGAAUAACAUGUUAAUAUACACUUUCAGACAUGAUAACUUAAGUACAAACAUCACGAUAACUUUCACCCGUGGAAAAAACUUGUUGAAAACAUACUCUGGUAACAUCUGUGUAAAUACAUGGUAAUAUAGGCUCCCGGACCUGAUAACUUAGGUACAAAUACCACGAUAAUUUUGACCCGCGAAAAAAAGUUGUUGAAAAUACACUCUGAUAACUUUUUUGUGUGUAAAUAGCAUGAUAAUAUCGGCUACCUGUCCUGAUAACUUGGGUACAAACACCACGAUAACUUUGAUCCCAUGAGAAAAAUUGUUGAAAACAUACAACCGAUAACUUCUUUGUAAAUAACAUGAUAAUAUACACUCUUAGACUUGAUAACUAAGGUAUAAACUCCACGAUAACUUUGACCCGUAGAAAAACGUUAUUGAAAACAUACUCCAGUAACAUCUGUGUAAAUACCAUGGUAAUAUAGGCUUUCCGGAUCUGAUAACUUAGGUACAAAUACCACGAUAACUUUGACCCAUGAGAAAACUUCUUGAAAACAUACUCUGAUAACUUUUUGUGUAAAUAGCAUGAUAAUAUAGGCUCCGGUCUGAUAACUUAGGUACAAACACCACGAUAAUUUUGACGUUUUUUUUUGUUGAAAACAUACCACUGAUAAUUUCUCGUAUAAAUAACAUGAGCUGAUAACAUGGAAAAAUGUUGUCAAAAAUACCUCCCAAUAACUAAUGUGUAAACAACCUGAUAAUACACACACAUAAGAGCUGAUAACUCAUAUACAAAUAUCAUGGUAAUUUUUUGACCGAGGGAAUGAAAAUUGUUGAAAAAGAUACCCUCGAUAAUCUUUGUGCAAGAUGGUAAUAUACACAACAAAGCUGAUAACUCGCUGCAAACAUAAUAAUCACUUUUUGACCCCUAGGAUAAAAGUUUGUUGAAAACAUACCCCCCGAAACUUUUGUGUAAAUGACACGGUAACUUAUGUAUGACAGACGUGAUAACUCACGUAGCCCGGAUGUGGUAACUUUUGGUCCGAAAAAAAAGUCAUCAGAACAUAUUAACAUGGGAUCUAGUUUCGAAGAUCUCGUCGAGACGCUUUUUUUUGUGAAGACGGUUUUUUAAUCGGGGUGACGGUUUGAGCUACAAAACAUUUUGAAGUUUGAAAAAAGAAAGAAUCUAGAAUGACAUUAGCUUUCGUCCUUUAGUGAAUAUAUGCAUGUAAUUAGAAGGAGGAGUGCACGUGAAAGGAAAAUUAGUCAUUCUAAUGCAUGCAUGUACAUAAUUAGAGUGAAGUAAGGAUUGUUCUUGCCUAUUGCUAAAAUCGGAACGUUUGGUAGUUAUAAAAGUCCUUUUCUUUUUAAGUUCAAACCAAGGGAUCCACGGAAACGAGUCCUUCAACUCGAACAACUGAUAAUAUCACUCGUAUUAGUCCAACUCAAGCCCAGUGAUAUUGAUUAUUGGUACAAUGAGCAUCGCGUCUAGUUGGAAUAUAACAUUGAAAAAAAAGCAGCAUUUUGCUUUUAUUGUUUUCUGUUUAAGUAACCAAGAGCUGAAAACAUACCUUGAAACUGGGUUUUCGGCCCUUUGUUUUUCACCCUGGUCAUCAGCCCAUCCUGGCUCCGCCAUUGGCUGAGAUGCAACAUGCCACUGUCUCCCCUUCUCCAUCUCAUCUCGUUUUGUUCUCGUGCUCGUUGGCAAGCGACCUCCCGCAUAAUGUAGUAUUUCUGUCAGGCACCGUUGAUCUAUAUGCUCCAACCAACUCCAGCGAGGUUACUCGCUGCUAAUCUGUGUGUCCUGUAACAUCACCGUGAGACGCACCCUUGGUUUACUCCCCUCAAUUCUGAGAAGGCUGCGAUGCUGCCAGCCCAUAUCAGGCGCACUCCGUGCAUGGCCUCGCCUGAGAUGGAGGGUAGUUUUUGUUUUCCCUGAAAAAUGUGAUCUUUACACACCUAUCAUGAUCCAGGAAUCCAUGAACAAGAUGUACUUGAAAGACAAAGUACGUGAAUAUGUGAUCUUUACACACAUAUUCUUUAACUUGCACAAACCAAUAACCCAAUAAAUGAUCUUCUUUUUCAUCGGAUACUGAAAGUCUGAAUGUUGUACAGAUAUUAGAAUCUGGUAUUUUAUCUAAAUUUUCCUUGAUAAAGGGUCAAAGGGAUCUUGUAUUUAGAUAGCUGACAAAAGCAUGAGUAGCUGGUAUGGAAACAAACAGCCUAUAAGCAUCCAGGUUCAUGUCACAUCGCGGGCACACAGAGGUCAUGUUGAUGGCUUACCCGUCAAUGGUGUUAGGAUUAGAAAUUCAGAAACCAUGGCCUACAAGUCCAAGCGGUGGUUGAGGGAAUUCGUGGAUGACGAUAGCUUAGCCCCGAUUUUCCAGUCACUCGUUCGUACCACCAUAGGAUCCGUCCACAUAUAUCUUUCUUCAACCACGAUAUCCUCUCAUACACAUUUCUCCACCGCCCCACGGCCAAAUCUUUCUGCUCCUAUGGCUACUACCAGCUGCUGGUUCUUGGUGUUCGUCUGGGUAGUAGCAUGGGAGAUGCCACUGACGGUCGCUGGUGCUGAGGAGCAGGAAGGGGAAGGCUGCUCGAGCUCUGCCAAGACGUGCGGCAACCUCACCAUCUCCCACCCGUUCUGGCUCGCUGACAGGGAGGCGGGAAGAUCGUGUGGUCCCUUGGAUUUUGAGGUCAGUUGCUCAAACAACAACAUUUCAUUUCUCCGGAGCUCUGGAUUCACUGGCUUUGCGAUCAUGGACAUCUCGUACGAGGACCGCAAUCUGCGUGUCAUUGAUGUACACAAAGAAGAAGACUUCAACGUCACCAACGGCACCUGCAAUUUCCCCAAUUGGAACACCUCCAGCAAGCUGGCAGUGCCGUUUAAGGUCAACCCUGCCAACCUGAACAUCAUCUUGUACAAGUGCACGAAGAGGGUGGCCCUGGUGGAGGUGAGAUGCGCAAACGCGAGCAACGUGUUUGUUCGCGCGGGAGUGCGUUUCGAUGAGACGGGGAACUACGGCGGCUACGCCUUGGAGGGCUGUGAUGCUAUCGUCGUGCCGAUGAUGGGCUCGUCGGGCUCGGCGAACGCGAGCCACUUCGAGCAGCUCAUCAGCGAUGGCUUCCUCCUGACAUGGGAUCCACCCCCUACACGGGACAGUGGAAAGACAAGUAUAAAGUUCAUAAUAGUUGGAGCGGUAGCCGGUUUUGCUGCAUUCUUGGCAUUUGUCUUAUUUGCCUUGUACCAACGAAAGAAGAGCAAACAAACUGUAGCUUCAAAUGAGUUCAUGCGAAGUGGAUCUUCAAUGACGUCAUACAGUAAAGACCUUGAGCUGGGUGGUUCGCCUCAUAUCUUCACUUUCGAGGAACUCGAAGUGGCUACUGAUGGAUUUAGUGCUUCAAGGGAGCUUGGUGAUGGUGGCUUUGGAACUGUUUAUAAAGGAAAACUCAAGGAUGGGAGAGUAGUUGCGGUGAAACGCCUUUACAAGAACAACUACAGACGGGUUGAGCAGUUCCUGAAUGAGGUCGACAUCCUGUCCCGCCUGCUCCACCAGAACCUGGUCAUCCUAUAUGGCUGCACUUCUCGGAUGAGCCGCGACCUUCUCCUGGUGUACGAGUUCAUCGCAAAUGGGACUGUCGCAGACCAUCUUCACGGAUCACACUCGGCGGAACGAGGCCUCACGUGGCCUCUAAGACUGAACAUUGCCAUAGAAACAGCUGAAGCACUGGCCUACCUCCAUGCAGUCGAGAUCAUACAUCGUGAUGUGAAGACAACCAACAUAUUGCUGGACAACAACUUUCAUGUCAAAGUUGCAGACUUUGGGUUGUCGCGCCUGUUCCCUCUCGAGGUCACCCAUGUCUCGACUGUUCCACAGGGCACACCUGGUUACGUCGACCCCGUGUACCACCAGUGCUACAAGCUGACCGACAAGAGCGACGUCUACAGCUUCGGCGUCGUGUUGGUGGAGCUGAUAUCCUCAAAGCCUGCUGUGGACAUGAGUAGGAGCCAAAGUGAGAUCAACCUGGCCAACAUGGCCCUCAACAGGAUUCAGAACCAUGAGGUUUUUCAGUUGGUUGAUCCGGAGCUCGGCUAUGACACCGACCCCGAAACAAAGAGAACGAUUGACCGUGUGGCCGAGGUGGCCUUCCAGUGCCUGCAGAUGGAGAGGGAUCUGAGGCCGUCGAUCAAGGAGGUGGUGGAGAUCCUGACUUACGUCAGGGACGGAGACUAUCGAGCUAAGAGCAUGAAGAAGAAGGCGUCUCAGAAAGAGGACGCGCACUUGCUCACGAAUGACCUGCAGUUUUCGCCUGACUCGGUCAUCCAUAGAUUCCAUAGCCAGUCAACUAACCACUCGGUAGCAUCGAAUGCUAGCGGGUUAUGAUGUGCUUUCUAUUGAUUCUGAAGAAAUAAGGCCGCCCUGUUGAUCGGAUGAGUUGUAUAUAGCAUAGAGUUUUCUGAUGAGGUGGUUCAUCUUACUAAUAAGUACAGGCUCAUGGUUACAGUAACUCUGCAUUUCUGAGCUUAGCAAUGAUUCAAAUGGUAGGUGUAUGUACUAGGAGCAAAUUCCAGGAUAAGCACUGUAAUAUUCAUAUAGUCAGUUCAAGCUGACGAAAAGAUUGAAUUCAGAAGUUGAACUGAUCAACAUGCAUAUUAUAAGUAAUCACAUUGUACUUAUAUAUAUGAGUAAUAUACAGUUAUUUGAGAUACUUACGGCA